Molecule: messenger RNA, 654 nt
Organism: Aspergillus brunneoviolaceus CBS 621.78
Lineage: Eukaryota; Fungi; Ascomycota; Eurotiomycetes; Eurotiales; Aspergillaceae
Exons: 1
Coding region: 1-654 (217 amino acids)
Source: RefSeq, a predicted model, not a curated record
AUGACCCGCGUCGAACCAACAACCACCCAGACCACCCCGCACGGGGUGAUCGAGAUCCAAAUCAUGACCGGCGGCCAUCUCAACCUCGUGGUGCUCCGGACCCAGGACCCCCGAUUCGAGGUCGAUGACUGGGCGCCGGCCCUCCAGCUGCUCCAAGAGCAGUGGAGGCGCAAGCGCCAGGACGAGCACCUCGAGUGUCGCGACCAGCCGAUCGGUGGGAUGAUCUGCGUCGGGCCUUACAUUCGACUGUACAUCGAACCCUUGACUGCGGACGGCGGCAACGGCCCGGCCCGGCGCUUCGAAUUCCAGGGCCGCAACGAGUUCGACGACUUCGGGCCGCACGUGCAGCCCUUCGAGGGGAUGCCCCCACUCGUCUUUCUGGAGUUCAUUCGCACUGUGCGCGCGGGCCGUGUUGAACGUGAUGUGUCGCAGCCGGAGGCGGAGGGCGAUCUUAAGUCCGAUACGAGAACCGGUCUUCAAUUGAUCGGUUUGCAAUUGGAAUUGUUGGAGUGUGUGAAAUGGCUAAGCCUGGAGCACUUUGAGCCUGAAGGUGAAGAGGAGAAGGAGGAGGAAGAGGAGAAGGAGGUGAAGAAGGAGGAGGAUGAAGAGAAGAAGGUGAAGAAGGAGGAAGAGGAUGAGGGACAGGCCUGUUAG